Aspergillus mulundensis is the source of this 5142-nucleotide messenger RNA. RefSeq names its product putative endosomal peripheral membrane protein (Mon2). The transcript has 6 exons. The record is from RefSeq and is a predicted model, not a curated record. Lineage: Eukaryota; Fungi; Ascomycota; Eurotiomycetes; Eurotiales; Aspergillaceae. Bases 1 to 5142 code for a protein of 1713 amino acids.
AUGUCCUCUCAAUUAUUGCAGGGAGAACUCCUGAAUCUUAUACAAGAAUCAAAGAGAAAGUACUCCGACUUGCGAAAUGCCGCCGAGGAGUCCCUCAAUGACCUGAAGGCGCUUCCUUCCACAUCUGAGGCGCAAAUCUCCGCUGAUCUGGCGCGAAAGCCUCGGUUUGUCAAUCCCUUUAUCUUGGCAUGUCAUACACGCCAUGCCAAGAUCGCCGGCAUAGGUGUUGUUUGCCUGCAAAGACUUGUUGCUUCUAAAUCCCUGCCGUCAGAGCGACUGAAAGAUGUCCUCGGCGGACUGAAGGAGAUCACGAAUCUGACCCUGGACAUCCAGCUCAAGAUCCUGCAGACCCUGCCAUCUCUGUUGCAGCACUAUUCCAAGGAAUUGGGUGGUGAGCUCCUUGUCACGACACUUGAAAUAUGCGCCACCCUACAAUCAAGCAAGACCCUUGCGGUCUCAAGCACGGCAGCAGCUACACUGCAGCAGCUUGUUGUUUCCACAUUUGAGCGGGUAUCAAUAGAAGACAAGAUGCAGGAAGAUUCACGGCCAACGACCACGGUGAAACUUGAUAGUGGUUCUGUAAGAAUAGGGUACUUUGCCCUUGAUGCUCUGCGAGUUUUGGAUGACCUUUGCCGCCUUGUCGAUGGUGAACAGUUGCACUUCUUGAGAAUCAAGUCGUUGUCUCCAACAUUUACCCUGGAACUCAUCGAAAGUGUUUUUCUCAAUAGUGGCCAACUAUUUGUCGACCACCCCGAACUCACGCAAGUGCUACGGGCUCGUCUCAUCCCCAUGACCGUUAGGUACUUAUCGGAAAGGCACCCUUUCUCUCAAACAGUGCGAAUUGCGAGGAUCCUUCUCAUUCUUCUCAAGCGAUAUCUGUCCCUGAUCACCGCGGAAUGCGAAAUGGCCCUUGUGCUCCUGACACAUCUCCUUGAGCCCGAUGGAACGGCAUCAUGGAAGCGAGUGCUAUGUAUGGAGAUGUUUCGAGGUCUAUACGCCGAGCCAGGGCUCGUCAGGAUCAUCUACUCAUUAUAUGAUGGAGUGGAAGGCCGAAAAAACAUUCUUCGAGACCAUAUGGCUUCAUUAGUCCGCCUGGCAGCCGAGAAGCCUUCUUUGAUUGGCGUGAGCAGCCGCUCAACGGUACCGUCGAGUGCGGAGCAUUCUAGUUCAAUCACUGAAGAGCAAAUAACUCUCGAAGUCGGAGGAGUGGCUGGAGUCAUUGGAACAACCGUUCCGUCCAAUGAUACUAACGUUCCGGGCAUCAGCAGCCAGUGGAGUGUAGUCCGCUCACCAUACCUAGAAUUGCUCGAUAAACCCGAUCCUCCACUGCCGCCUGACACAUAUAUCUACAGUUUGGUGUUGAACUGCGUAAGCGCCUUUUCUGAAGGACUUGCCAAGUUUAUACUUCCACUUACAGUGCCUGACCUAAAACCGAAGCGCAAAAGUCGUGUUGCUAGCGAGCGAAAUGGCGGCUCAACGGCGUCAUCACCUGAUCUACACAGGGAAGAUUCUCUUAAGCGAUCGAAGUCGACCAAGAGAUUCCCUAUACCAAUCAAUCCUCUCGAUCUAGAGUCUCAUCCUCAGCUCUCGGCAAUCAAGGCCUGCGCCGGGAUUGUCGAAGAUUGUUGGCCCGCUGUACUUGCGACGUGUUCCACCUUUCUAUACGCGUCAUUGGACGAUGAUUUCUAUCACAAUCUUGUCCGUUCCUUCCAGAAACUCACCCACGUCGCCGGUCUCCUUAGGCUCUCUACGCCUCGUGAUGCUUUCUUAACUACGCUUGGGAAAGCUUCUAUGCCAGCUGAUACGAGCAUCGCUAAGCCCGUUAGUUCGGUAGCAACACCGAGCUCUCAACAUAAUGAUCCUUUAGAAAAGAAGCAAAAAGGCAACGAAGCCUCCUAUCUCACUCCUCAGACACCCAUGGAGGGUCCGGCAGCGCCUGUGAGUGACCAGGCCCUGUCUCUCAGUACAAGGAACCUCCUUUGUCUACGUGCUCUGCUCAACCUGGGCAUUGCCCUCGGUCCCACACUUGACCAGCCUGCUUGGUCGAUAGUCCUCGGUACGCUUCAAGAUACAGACUUGUUGGUCAACAAAUCCCCGACAAGGACGCAAGGCUCAGUUAGUAGCUCUGGAGAAGCGGCAGUCGGGACCAAAGGAGACAUGCCUCAGGGAAACCUGGGAACAGAAAUUAUGGCUGUACAGUCCGCAUCUUUCAAGUUGUUUGAGAGCAGUAAUGAUUACCCAAUUGGCACUUUUCAAGACUUUCUGGUUGCACUAUUGGAUCUCUCUGCAACAACAGAGGAACCCGCGGUGUCCAAGGCAACAGAAAUGGCAGCCGGACAAAAGCACUUGCAAUCGAGCUCCGGCCGCAUGCGGCGUUCGUCCCGUCGUGCUUCACAUGCGUUGGGUAAAUCAAGAAUCCAGGAUGAGGAGCUGAGAUUUGUUUUGGAGAAGGCUCAAGUCUUAGCUAAAGCGAAUCUUGAAAGGCUGUCGUCGUUGGCAGACGACGACCAAAGUGCCUGGCAGCUUCUUACAGACAAGUUGAUGGCAACCGCAGCUAACGGAGAAGUCAGCCAAGACCUCCGUCUGCUCGCAAAUGAAGUACUCAAUGGUCUGGUUUUUGAAACCAUGAAACAAAGUGGUGAUGAAACUGAUGGAGAAAGGGAUGCUCGACAACUGAGAAAUUUGGAAACACUCCAAUCUCAAGUCAAACUGCUCUAUGAGUGCAGCGAAUGCACGUUAGGCUCACCAUCAGCUUCGGUACUCGAGGUUCAUGAGCAAAGUUUGGAAACGUUGAAAAGCAUCUUAGAGCAAUAUGCUGAGGCCUUUGUUCAGUGCUGGACAGCUGUAUUUGGUCUCAUCUCCAGUGUAUUCGGCGAGCCGGCCCAGGAGGAGAGUCAAGAUAGCACGACAGACGUUGGAAGGGGCAAACGGAUGCUCAUAGCCAACUCACCCCGACUAAUCCAAGUGGCAUACAAAAGUCUGCAGCUCAUUGCGUCUGACUUUCUAUCGCAGCUCCCGCCGCCCUGUCGUCUUGACCUUGUGGAAUCCUUCUCCAAAUUUGCCCUACAACAGCAAAUCUUCAACAUCUCGCUUACUACAACAUCAUCCUUUUGGAACGUUUCUGACUUCCUUCACGAACAAACCGGCCGAUUUUCCAUCGAGACACAUGUUGAUCUGUCUGUCAGCGAAGAGAAACUCGCUGCAUUAGCCAAGACGGAUGAUCCAUCUGCUUCGAGCAAUGCGCUUUGGCUACUCCUCCUUUUACGAAUUGUAGACAUUACGACGGAUAGCAGAUCAGAAGUCAGGAAUUGCGCAAUCCAUACUGUACUGAGGAUCUUCGAUGCCUACGGCGAACAGCUCUCACCUAAUGCUUGGUGUUUAUGUUUGAACCGUGUCUUGUUCCGGAUGCUUGAGCAGAUCGAAGCCACUUCCUCUAGCAUAAUGAGCAGGGAUGGAGGGGCGUCCGAGGCAAAGGCAUGGACAGAGACGACAGUUCUUGUGAUAAGAGGAAUAUCUGACCUUGUUACCAACUUCUUUGAGACUAUCGUCAGAGACGAUAAGUUUGACCAUUCUUGGGAACGAUUACUUGAUCACUUUCGAAAGCUGGCAAAAUGGCGCCUCUUGGAAUUUAGUCAAGCUGUCUUUUCGAGUUUGUCAGACAUCCUCUCACGGAUCCAGCCGCCCAGCGAACUGAGCACACAGUCGUUGCGGUCAGCCUGGGCAGUUUGGUCCAAUGGCCACCCCUUGGAAACGGAAGAAAUACUCGACUUGGACCAACCCAAUCAAGAUGCUUCCAUUUCUUACUUAAAUACUUUCCAGCAGGUAUAUCGUCUGUACAAGGAUAAAUUGACGAAGAAGGACAUUGGCACAAUCCUACAACAUAUGAAGCUGAUCGUGUGGAACUCGAUAAGUCCGAAAUACUCGCCUGACAUCGACCGGCCGUCGGCCUUGCAGGUGCUAGUAAUUGACUGCGUGAGAAUGAUGUGCCUAGAGAAGGACGAUUCUCAAGGACAGGUUAUCCAAUGUCUAUCGGAGUUUACGGACUCUGCUUUAACGAAAUGGUCUCCGGAAAACGACUCGAGAAAGCCGACCUACGUUGCGUUCUCCAAGAGCGCAAUAGAUCUUCUCACAUGGUAUGUUGCGGAGUACGGCAUCAAACAAGACAUAUUCGCGGACGGCUCUCUAUCAACAGCAUUGGAACACAUCGCAGUGCCGGUUAUUCAGAGGUAUGAAUGGCCUGGGAAGGAUAAAGAGCCUAGCCUUUGGCGAAAGUCUACUACAGCAUCGCUGAGCAUUUUACGCGUAGCGAUUCCGUACGUCGAGAAGCAGUAUGACACUGCAGGCGAAACUGAAGUAUCCAGAUUCUGGAAUGGGGCGGUUGAGAUUGCCAAUGGCAUUAUGGCCGCCAAGGGCUAUCGGACAGCAGUCAUUCCGGCACCUACUCUGCUGUCUGACGAGGCUUUCGACGUCGAAGCGUUUUCCACACUGAAGCUCCUGAUUAUUCCUUCCCUCGGUGCAUCAGCUAUCCCCGACGGUAUCCGACGGGAUUUCGCCUGCGCCCUGCUCCACUCUUCCUUCAUCUACCUCCCACAAAGGCACGACUUGCCCGCGAAGUACCGCGAGGACGGACUUUUGGAAGGUAUAUAUAACGUGCGGCCAGGGCGAACCUUUGAACCACCACCAACCACACGAAGCAAGAUGGCAUACGUGGCGCUUGACACUCUCUUCGAACUAUCGUCAUCACCCGAUCAAACCCAACCCCAGCCCCCCAACGAAGCGAUAACUAAACGAUCCUCCAUCGCGCGCUCAAUAUCACCAUACCUCAUCCUCCGCUGCGCCGUCUCCCUAAAAGGCUACAUCGCAGACCAGCCCCUGCGUGGCCUUAUGCCGCAGCCAACACCAGCGCGCAAGGCCCUCCUGCAUCUCCUCCGAGGAAUGGUCGAGCUGCAAAGCGAACCCUCCGCUAUCCCGCCGCCCCCUAUGGCGAGUUCCUUAUCGGGCGGGGAUCAAAGCCGCAAGAAGCACCUCGAGUGGAUUUAUCCGCUUGCUGUACAGGCGGUGCAAGUGGCCGGCAAGGAGCGAGGCGGUGGGGAGGUUCUGCGUGCUCUUGGGGAGGUGUUAAGCGUUGUUGGGGCUGUGUAG